Messenger RNA from Paramecium sonneborni, 4532 nucleotides. The record is from the annotation of a GenBank genome assembly. NCBI's taxonomy places the organism in Eukaryota, Ciliophora, Oligohymenophorea, Peniculida, Parameciidae.
AAUGGAACCUAGUUUGAAGAAGUCACAUUAUAAAUAAGUUAUCAGAAGAAAUGAGAAAAUAUUUAUCAAAUUACAAAAAAUGAAUUUUACAUAUUAAAAUUUUGUUCAUGUACUUUCAAUCUAAACAAAAACAAAAAUGGGAGUCAUUAAAAUGCUUAUGAUUAUUGAGUUUGUUCAAAAUGUUGCAUUGUGUUUUCCAAAACAUGGGUGGCAGUAACUAAAAUAUGAAGAUGAAAUGUUAAAUAGCAUUCAAUAAUUAACUAAUUAUUCACUUUUUUUAAAUAGAAAUCACAUUGAAUACUAAUUAGAACUUUUCAUUAUCUUGCUUUCAUUAAUCUAUUUUAUUAUGCUAAUCUUAUACUUUUAUAUCCCAAAACAACAAAAAAUUUCUUAAUUAAUAAGCAUAACCUUAAAUAUUUUCUAAAAGAUUUUUAGGAUUCCACUUAUUGUUAUUUAUAUUGAAUUUAUCAAUCAACAUCAAUCUAACUUUUUAGAAGUUACUAUAACUCUUUUUAUUUUUGCUAUAUUUUUAAUUUUUUUAAUUGCAUCAACCUAUUUUUAAAGAGACAUAGCAAUUAACUUUAGUUAACUUUAUUUUCCUCUUAAUCAAUUUUUUACACCAUAUAUAUUUGCUAUUUAUGCAUUAGAUUUAAUAAGAAUUCUUAUAUUCGUAAUUAUGAAUAACUAAACAGGUUUUGUUUUAUUUUAUAUAUUAUCUUUAAUCACUUAAAUUAUUGCUCAAUAUCAUAAUACUUUUUAAUAAAAUGAUCCAGAGAAAUUUAAUUAAGGUCUGAUUUUUUGUAAUUUAAUCAUUUCAGUAUUUCUAUUAUUAGGAUUAGGUACUAAAAUGAAUGAAUUUUUAAUAUUCAAUCUUUUACUUUACUCAAUUACAUUAAUAUUUUAUUUAUCUACUCAAAUUGAUUUAUUUUAAUUUCUAAAAUCAAAUAACCUUGUUCAUGUUAUAAAGAGUAAAUUUAAAUUAAAUUUUAAUCCCCUAUUUUUAAAAUGUUCUGUUUAAUAUAAAUAGGAUAAUAUGAUUUAUCUGAAUUUUAUAAAAUAAAUAAUCGAAAAUGAAAUAAAACACAAUCAUUAUUUUUUAAAUGAGAGUAAUGUUUUAAUAUUAUUUGACUAUUUAACCAAAAAUUAGUAAAGUUACUUUUAAGCCUUAUUUAUCCUAAAUAAAUUUGAAUGCUCAUAAAAUCAAUUAUCAUUAUUUUAUAAGAUCUAUAGUUAAUUGUUUAAGACUUCAAUUUAAUUUGAUAUUAUGUAAAUUAACAAAUCAGCUUUAAUGAUAUAAUAAUUAAAUCGAGAUCUCUUGAUUGAAAUAGAAUACUAAAGAAGAUUCUCUGAAAUUCUAACUAAAUAAAUAGAUUUGUUUAAUAAUUUAAUUCAAGGAAGCAAAAGUUUUGAAGAAACAGAAAAUAAAAUAAUAUAAAUUUCAAAAUCUAUUCAAAAUACUGAAAAUUGGCUUAUUAAAAAUAAUAUCCUAGAUAAUCGUACAAAUGUUAUCUAUCUAAAAAUUUUAAUUAAUUUUCAUUCUGUGGUUAUGUAAAAUUAUGUAUAAGUAUUUUUUGAAUAUUAUAUUUAGGCUCUAAAACUAAAGAAAUUAAUUAAGAAAAUAUUGGAAAAUGAUCAUAAGACAUUAGAAGCCAUAUAAAUUAUGAAAAGUAAAGCCAUAGUGCUUACUGUGAGUAUGAUUAGAUAGAAAGGCUUGAUUUUAAAUAAAAAUAAAAAAUCUAUGCUAUAAUUUUUUGGAUAUAAUAUGGAUUUUAAGUUAGAAUUUUUGGAGUAAUUAAUGCCUGAAGCAAUAUAACCAUUACAUAAUUAAUUUAUUGAAAGAUUUCUUUAAAGAAACUAAUUGAAAACUAAUUAUUUAUAGAAUUCUCUUGAAAUUCUCUAAUAAUAAGAGAACGGUAAAAUAUAAUGUUUAGAAGUUACUUUUACUGUAAGCAAUGAUAAGUCAGAUUUUAUAUUAAUAUCGCUUUUGAAAAAAGUAAAUUAAGAUAAAGGUUAUAUAAUAUUUGAUCGUUCUGGGAAAAUUACUAGCAUGAAUGAUUAUUUAGAGUAAUUUAAUGACUUCUAUUCCUAAAUGAAGUAAUACAAUUAUAUUUAAUACUUUUCUACGGAUUUGUUUUAUAUUAUCAAUAAUAAUGAGUUUCUUAAUGAAAAAGAAAUUAAUUUUUUUUAAAGGUAGAAUAUAUAUAAAAUUGAUAAAUAGUAUAAAGGUUACAUUUAAUAAUUGAUUAAACAAAAUAAUCAAAUGAAUUCUUCAAAUAUUGAUUAUAUGAUUUGUUCAGAUAGAUCAGAAAAACAUUAAUUAUUAAGUUAGAAAAAUUGUUAUUAAAAUCAAGAUACGUAUUAAUUUGAUUUUUUGGAACCUUAAUUAUAAGAAAAAAUAUCUUAGAUUGUUAAUUUAAAUAUUGUAAUAUAUAAAAUUUAUUUUAUAGACAGAAAAUGAUAUUACUUUGAAAUUUAAAGUAAAGCUAUCGAAAAUUGAAUUGAAAGGGCAAAUAAUUUAAUUUUAAUUAGAAUUGAUUCCAUCUGAGACAAAGGUAGAAAAUGAAUAGUUAGAAAAUAUUAAUGAUGAUAUUCUAUAAAUAGAAAAUAUUAAAGCCAAAUCAUUAAAUGAUGUUAGCAUAGUGAGUUCAGAAUAAAAAGGUUAAUUUAUUUUACAUGAUAUAUUACUCAAAUAAUCAAGUAGCUAACCUUUUAUUUAAAUUUAUUUUUAUAAAGCAAUAUUGAUGAUUUUGGUAAUAGCAUUUUUGAUAAUACAAAUUAAUUAGAUAGGAAUAGAUUUUAAUACAAAAUUAAAAUACACAGAGUAUAUACGAGCUCCUUUGUUACUCAAUAGAUUUUACAAUAGGGCUUUCCAUUAUGGAUUUAACCAGUUAGUUUAUGAAAACUUAAAUUAAUCUGAGUAUUUUUAAAUUUCUUUUUCCAAAGAGAAGGAAUUAAAUUUAAGAGAUCUUAGAUAAGAAUUCUAAAUUUUAUAUUUAAAAUUAGUAAAUAUUGAUGAAGAAUAAAAUUCACCUGAAUAUAAUUUAACAUUACUUAAGAAUUAAAUUACUUUUGAUUGUUAUUCAACUUUUUCAAUAGCUUUAAGAGAAAAUGUAAUUUCUUUAUUAUCAUAUUAAAAAGAUAACAUAUAAUAUUUAAAAUCAUUAUUAUUUUUCAGGAUAAACAUGAUAUAAGCAUAUAAUACAACUAUUUAUUUGAUUGAAAAAUUUACUUUGAUUUUAAAUGAGUAUUCUUAAAACUUUAUGAUGUUCUGGUAAAUUGUUCUAAUCUUAUAAAUAAUAUUAUAUUGUGCACCUUUUAUAAUAAAUAUAAGAAAUUGGUAUUAUUUUGAAAAAAGGCAUAAAUAUUUAAUAUAAAUAAUGUCUAGAAUUAAUGAAGAUCAAGCAACUCGAUUAAUAGAGAUUAAAUAGUAGUUUAUAUAAUAUUCAGAGAUAGAAAAAUAAUAAAUUAAUAUGAAUUAAUCAUAUUAUACUUGUAAAUCUCCUUUAAGAUUAGUACAUUCAACUAUAAAUUAAUCUUAUCAAAAUCUCCGAUCAAGAGAUACUUAAUUGUUAUAUGAAAGAAUAUAAAAUAAAUCAAUAAGUAUAACAAUGAAAUUAGGUUCUGCCUUAUUUUGUUAUAUCACUUUAGUUUCAUUAGCUUCUUUUGGAUAUGCUUAAGUAGAAUCAAGUGAUACAUAAUAUAUACCAAUAGAAAACUUAAUUAAAACUUAUGUUAAAUUUUAGGUUCAGUUGGGCUUUUUGCUAUCAUUUGCAACUACUUUAAAAGGUUAACACUUUUUUGUUGAAUAAUUAGCCAAAAUUAAUGACCCUGAAAUUGGUGAUUCUAAAUUAUAUUUUGAAAAUGAUCAAGUUCCAAAAUAUUUUUAAAAUAUCUCUUAAACUUAUUAAAAAAAAAUAAUAUCAAUAUUUUCUUCAAUAGUAUUAAGUGAUUAAAUUGAUGAAAUAGAUAAAUCUGAAUUAUAUAAUCUCUAUAAAGGAGAUUUCUGUGAUUAUUUAAAAGAUGUUUUACCUUUUUGUAACACUACAAUCACUUCUAAUCAAUUCUAGAUGAUUUAUGGUUAGUUUUACCCUUAUGAGAACAAUUCAGAAAUUUUAAGAAAAGGUAUCAUAGGAUACAUAAGCAAUUUAGAUUCAUUAAUUAAAAAUGAUUUUGAGGUAGAAAUUUAAUAAGGAAUCUAUUAAAAGAUUAUUUCAAAAGAUAUAUAUUAUUAUAAAGAGUAUAAUAAUCUUGUAGUUUAGUAUUAUUUUAAUAUUUCAGAUGGAUUUGAAUUAUUUUAUGAGAAGAUUGAUAAUAUAUCAUAAAAUCUUAUAAAAAAAUAGAAAAAUAAUUUAUUCAUAUACUUUUAUACAUUUGGAUUAACAUUUUUGCUUAUGUUUUUAAUAAUUACAAUAUUAUAAAUCAUUUACUCAUAAAGAAGAUAUAAAAAUUGUAUUUUAGGAUUGGUUACAUUAACUGAAGAUUUAUUGAAUGACAAAACAAAUCUUAGUCUAUUAAAGAGAUUGAGUAAAUGA